ACCAUUGUAAUUCAAGCACGCGGCUGGUUCGUAUUUUCAUCUUCUAUUUCUUCUUCACUCUGAUUCUUGAUGCUUCUGUAAAUAUUUUUGUUUUAUUUUUCAAAAAUCUUCACCGUGGCGGGCGCGUAACUCCGCCACGGCAGCUACACGCGCCGAACUGCCGUCCCCCCUGCACGGCCACGAUUAUGGAAGAUGGUGGUUGUUUUGGCUUCCUCCUCUGAUGCUGGUGGUGGGAUUGGAAGCUGGGACCUUCAUACAGGUACUGAGCAGAUCCGCUAUAAAUCGUUAUCUUCCCCUGGCCAUGGACUUGUCUCUGUUGGUGAUCGAUUUCUCGCGUCUUCUCAGCUCCGAGACGCGGCAACGUCGUCUGGUUCUGUUUUCUUCUGGUCCUGGUCCAAGCCUCAAGUUGAAGUAAAGAGCUUUCCCGCCGAACCCAUUACGCCUCUCGCUGCUAAUCACAGUGGCACCUAUCUUGUUGGUGGAGGUUUGUCCGGUGAAAUAUACUUGUGGGAGGUUGAAACCGGCAAAUUGCUUAAGAAGUGGCAUGGUCAUAAUACGGCUGUUACUUGCCUUGUAUUUUCUGAAGACGAUUCACUUCUAAUAUCUGGUUUUAAAAAUGGAAGCGUACGAGUUUGGUCUCUCUUAAUGAUAUUUGAUGAUGUAAGAAGACGGGAAGCAAGCCAGAUUUACGAGUAUAGUUUUUCAGAUCACACUUUGUGUGUAAAUGAUGUUGUGAUUGGUUCUGGAGGGUGCAAUGCAAUUAUAGUUUCAGCAUCAGAUGAUCGGACUUGUAAGGUAUGGAGCUUAUCUAAUGGAAUGCUACAAAGAAAUAUAGUAUUCCCUUCAAAAAUUAAAGCUAUUGCUUUGGAUCCUGCUGAACAUGUCUUUUAUACUGGCAGUGAAGAUGGAAAAAUAUUUAUCGUUGCACUUAACACCACAAAAAUCGCUACCAAUAAUCACGUUUCUUAUAUCGUUGAUUCAUUUUCUAACCACAGCAAGGCAGUUACUUGCUUGGCAUAUAGCGCCAGUGAUAACUUUUUAAUAUCGGGAUCUGAGGAUGGAAUAGUCCGAGUUUGGAACGCAAGUACUCAUAACAUCAUCCGUGUCUUUAAACAUGCUAAAGGACCAAUAACCAAUAUUAUUGUUGUUAGACCAGAAAAUGAUUCAAGUAAUCAUAUGUCAUCUAAUUUACAAGCAGCCUCAAAAAAGAAGGGAGCUCAAUUUCCUCCUUUGGAAAAAUAUGCAAAUUCGAUAGACGGGCAUUCAGAUACAAAGACUAUCGUCAGUCUAGGGGAUAGUGAUAGAUGCAUGGACGCUUCAUACCUUAGUUCUCAUGUGAUUUCUAGUUACAGUAAAGAACUUCAGAAUCAAGGUUCAGCUGCCGCUUCUGAAAUGGAGAUAGAGAAACUAAAAAGCGAUUACCAAAAGUCUGUGCAGAUGGUUAAUCAAUGGAAGAAAAUGUAUGAAAACCUUCAUCAAUUUUGUGUAAAAGAGCUGGUUGAUGAAAAUAAGAAAUAAGUCAAGUUAUUCUUGUCAGGCACGAUUUCGGUCUUUGAGGUAGAAUAUGUAUUUUAUAUUUAGCAUCACAAGGUUUCCUAGUGCAGUUUGUUUUUGUUCCUCGUAUUAUUAUUAUCAGCAAUUUUGGUUCGUUAAUUGGCUUAGUGUUUUAUGUUUUGAGAAUCUUCAUCUCUUUUGUUGGAGAGUUCUGGGAAUUUUCUGGUGUAAAGUGUAAACCACAUUACAUUGAAUAUGAGUCGCAUUUUUUAUAAAUCAUUCACUUAUUCAUUAUUCA
Molecule: messenger RNA, 1792 nt
Organism: Lathyrus oleraceus (garden pea)
Lineage: Eukaryota; Viridiplantae; Streptophyta; Magnoliopsida; Fabales; Fabaceae
Product: protein ROOT INITIATION DEFECTIVE 3
Exons: 9
Coding region: 193-1518 (441 amino acids)
Biological process (GO): rRNA processing; DNA-templated DNA replication
Cellular component (GO): nuclear pre-replicative complex; rixosome complex
Molecular function (GO): protein binding
Source: RefSeq, a predicted model, not a curated record